Molecule: messenger RNA, 1943 nt
Organism: Cuscuta europaea
Lineage: Eukaryota; Viridiplantae; Streptophyta; Magnoliopsida; Solanales; Convolvulaceae
Source: the annotation of a GenBank genome assembly
UGUUGCUCCCCCAAUCCGGCCUCAAUUCCCACGAGACUUACUUAAUAUACGUUUUCUGUAAAUAAACAUUUUAUUAUCAACAAAAUUGAUUUAAUCAUCCCAUUUCCUCAUGUGCUAAUUGCAUUCAAACCAAUCUUUCAUCAACUCUUCUUUCUGAUAAUUGAGAACCCGCAUCUAUCUAUAUUAGCUUUCGCCAGAUGAAUCCAUCAUUGGAUGGCAUUGCAAAAUGGAUGAUUAAUUUUGGGAGAAAGUUUUGAUUUUGAUUGGAUCGAAGAUGUCAAAAGGAGGGGAGAGUCAGACGGUGCCAUUGUCGGUAUUGCUGAGGCGUGAAUCUGCCUCUGAGAAGAUCGAAAACCCAGAGAUUUGUCACGGCGAAGCGAGCCAGAGCAAGAAAGGUGAGGACUUUGUGUUCAUCAAGACCGAAUGCCAAAGGGUUCUCGGAGAUGGGAUCACAUCUUUUUCCGUUUUCGCGUUAUUUGAUGGGCAUAAUGGGUCCAUGGCUGCUAUAUACACUAAGGAAAACCUUCUUAAUAAUAUAUUGAGUGCCAUUCCACCAGAGCUCAACAGAGAGGAAUGGAUUUCUGCAUUGCCUAGGGCUCUUGUUGCUGGAUUUGUUAAAACGGAUAAAGAUUUUCAAGAAGAAGCACGAACAUCAGGAACAACAGUCACAUUUGUUAUAAUUGAAGGGUGGGUAGUAACAGUUGCAUCAGUUGGUGAUUCUCGAUGCAUUCUUGAAUCUGCUGAAGGAGGAAUACAUUACCUAUCAGCUGAUCAUAGACUUGAAGGGAAUGAAGAGGAGAGAGAACGCAUUACUUCAAGUGGUGGAGAGGUUGGCCGUCUUAACACUGGUGGCGGAACACAGAUUGGUCCUCUUAGAUGUUGGCCUGGUGGGUUAUGUCUCUCAAGAUCCAUUGGAGAUAUGGAUGUUGGAGAGUUCAUAGUUCCUGUUCCUUAUGUAAAGCAAGUAAAGCUCUCAUCAGCAGGUGGUAGGCUAAUCAUAGCAAGUGACGGUGUUUGGGAUGCUUUAUCCGCUGAAACAGCAUUUGAUUGUUGUCGUGGCAUGCAACCAGAUGCGGCAGCUGCACAAAUUGUAAAAGAAGCUGUGCACCCUAAAGGACUUCGAGAUGACACUACGUGCAUUGUGAUUGAUUUACAACCUCCGGAGAAGCCCCCUCAACCACAUCCCAAAAAAACGGCAAAAGGAGUGCUCAAGUCCAUGUUUCGCAAAAAAAGCUCCGAUUCUUCUUACGGUGAUAAAGAGUAUUGUGAACCAGAUGUGGUGGAGGAGCUAUUCGAGGAAGGAUCUGCAUUACUUUCUGAUAGGUUGGGCAUGAGGUACCCAAUUUGUAAUAUGUUUAAACUAUUUAUGUGUGCGGUUUGCCAACUAGAGGUUAAGCCCGGUGAGGGCGUUUCUAUACACACUGGAUCAAUGGAUUCAAAAAAAUCACGACCUUGGGAUGGUCCAUUUCUUUGUUCAAGCUGUCAUGAUAAGAGAGAAGCCAUGGAAGGAAUAAGACCUUCUGCAAGUGGUAGAUACAGCAGUGGAAGCGACUAAUAGCUUCCGUCUAAUCGCGAAAUAACCUUAAUAUUCAACCACUAUUCAUGACAUUCUCCUUAAUUUCUAACACCUAUCCCUACCAUUGGAAUCGAGAGUGAAGUCACUAACCAAGUUCCCAUCCCAUUGAUGCUUAUUAUUGUCAUAGAUGGACAUCUUCUAACAUAGGCCUCUAUUGUCAAAUGAAUUUUGCAAUGGUAUGGAGAGAUUUAUAAACGUACUAAGAAGACGUGUCAAGGGUAACACAUGCCUGUUGGAUUAUCUACAUUUAUAUAUACUGGUUUCCCCUUGAAUAAUUCAUGGAGAUUAGUAAAACAAAUCAGUCUAAUACUAGCUGUACUGUAGGAAAGCUUCAUUAGGAUUUUGUGGAGUGAUUUAUUUUGGAGGG